UGCCACACCCCUCAUCCUUCUCACCACCACUGGCACCACAUCACCAUUCCCAUGCUCCUCCCCCUAUGUUUCUCAGUGUCAUUGAUAAAUAUUCAUUGUAGUGCAGUAUUUUAUUUAUAUAGAAGACAGAGUAAGAUGUAUCAGCAAGGAAGGCAGAGAGGAGGGCAAAGGCAAAGAGGUAUCUUUAUAUUUCCAGUGGCAGAUUAAUAAGAUUUCUUUAUUAUUUAGCAGGAGAAAGACUUGAGAAUCUGGCUUAUCAUCUAUGUAGCCUUUGAAAAUGGUUAUGGUGAGCAAGCAAAGUGUUUCUGGGCAAAUGAUUCCUAGGAACAUGUCAUUCGUGUAGUGUUUGUUGGUUGCCAUGGUAAUGUUUGUUUGGUUGCCAUGGUGAUGCAACACAGACACACACACACACACUAUCAUGUUUCAUUAGAAGUAUCCACACUAAGACAAAGCUCAGCAUAUAUUGUAAUGUUUGUAAACUUGAUAUGGAUGAGAAAGGGAGAUAAAUGAUGCUGAUUCUCUGUUCUGCCUCAGUGAAUCGCAUCCUGACUUCCUGACUUGAGUGUUAUCUCAACUAGAGAAGUUAUUAUAGUUUUCAAGGGUGUCUUCAUGAUCCCACUAACAGUUCAACAAGUAUUCAGUAUCUUUUCACCACUUCUUGAUGCUUGAGUGGAGGUUAGCAGGUUUAUAAGGAAGCAUUCAUGACCCUACUUUCAAAAACAAAAACUUUACCCAAUCAUUUCUGUGGACUUUGAAAACAGCCCUGAAAAAUAAACAAAAAUUGAUUGACCUGUCUGAAGACGUGUAGCUGUCUUUGGGUGGAAAGCAAGGAGCAAGGAUUCCAUAAAGAUAUACGUUCAUUGACUUGAGAGUGGUGUCCCAUUACACUGCCAAAACCUCUCAGCAAGUCAAGUUCUGGGCAAGUUUAAUAAGACAUGUUCGGCAGUUCCAACAGUCUCAGCAAAGUUCAUUCAGGGCAGAUGAAGUUCAUCCAGGAGAGAGUGGCAGGAGUGGAGAAGCAUUUUGGCCAGAUCUGCCGAGCCCUAGCUGCCUAUGCUAAGAGGGAAGCAAAGUUGCGUGACAAGGGUGAUGAGGUGUCCAAGGCCCUGCUGGAGUAUGGAGAGGUGGAGAGUCUUAACAAGAGCCUCAGGGCAGCUCUUUGUGAGACUGCUGAUUCCCUCACUGCUGUCCAGGACUAUAGGGAUGUCAAGGUGGAGCGGCUGGACACAAGGGUUGUAGAGGAGAUCGCUGCUUACGGAGGCAUUUGCCGGACUGCCAAGGAUGAGCUGAGGCGUAGUUUUGACAGCCGGCAGCGAGAGAUUGCCCACCGCCACAGCCUGGAGAAGACCAAAAGUCGCCACCCACAGAACAGGCAACAAAUUAUCAUUGCAGAGACCAAGCUGCAGAAGGCCACGACGGAAGCCCAGCGUUCCUGCAAGAAUCUUGAGGACCAGAUGGAUCAGUUUGAGCAAAAGAAAGUCUCAGAUUUAAAGAAGAUUUUAAAAGAAUUUAUUCAGAUUGAGUUGGCAUUCCAUGCCAAGGCACUGGAGCUAUACACCCGCGCCUACAACCAGGUGUCUGCCAUCGAGGAGGAGGAGGACCUGGAGGCAUUUCGAAACGCAAGGGAUGUCUUUGAUGCGGAAUUCCGCAAUGCUCUGAAGGGCAAUGCUGCAGGCCGGGCUGAAGCUGUUGGGGCGAGUGAAGGUUCCCCCCUCUCCCCUGUCAUCCUAAACUCUCGCCACAGCAGACGCUCUCACAAAAAGCGUGACCUGAAGAAAUCCAUGGAGAAACUGCAGGUUGAGGACUAUGAGGAAAUCCAUCAGAGUACGUCAAGUGAAGAGGACUAAUGUGCUCAUGUGUGGCUGGGUAUAUGCAAAUCAACUGGCUUUACUUUCAUCUUUCUGCCUGUCACACGAGGCAACCCAGAUAAAGCAGCACACAUUCAUACACAUGUUAUGAUUCACACUCUUAGCUCUGUGAGUCAUUAGUGGAAAGGGAUAAUCUUGAGGAGCACCAUACUACAUCCCAGAGCCUUAGGCAUAGCAAAGCUGGCCACAUACUUCCACAGAAAGACCUGACAGCAUCAUGAGACUUUUCUGUCACAUACCUACUUCAAUCCUGACCCUGCAGCAGAUACACAGUACUUAAUACUUCAAAUACUUAUCAUUGUAAAUCAUUAUCAUUGUUACAAUUUUGUUGAUUGUCAUUUCCUUUACAGGGUGAGAUAGUGUGUAUGAAAUAUUGUUAUAAAGACUUUGGCAGGUAUUCUCUGCCCCAGGCCAUCAACUGAAGCUGACCUAGUAUUCUUUAGAGACCAUGAAUCACAGCAAGAUGCACUUCACUUGCAAGGUAAAGCUACACAUACAUCUUUAUUAUAGUCAUCAUCAUAAUCAUUGUCAUCACUAUCAUUAUUAUAAUCAAUGUGUUGUAGGAAAAGUCACUUGAAAUGUUUUGGUUUUUGUGUUACUUAUGAAUAAAUUACUUGUGAGAAUAGUCUUUAUAA
This is a messenger RNA of Portunus trituberculatus (swimming crab), 2503 nucleotides long. It is a transcript of the gene Fam92, whose product is annotated as protein FAM92A-like. Bases 936 to 1847 code for a protein of 303 amino acids. Gene Ontology annotation, biological process: cilium assembly. The record is from RefSeq and is a predicted model, not a curated record. The transcript is spliced from 9 exons. NCBI's taxonomy places the organism in Eukaryota, Metazoa, Arthropoda, Malacostraca, Decapoda, Portunidae. Gene Ontology annotation, cellular component: ciliary transition zone; ciliary basal body.